GACUGCUAGUGGCAGCGUGUGGCUCCGCCCUGCUCACAGCGUCAGCUGGCCUUGGACCUACAGAUUUACCAUCUGAUUGAAGGCAACAGAAACUGAGUCGGAAAGACCCGGCACUACGCAGAGGAGAAGCGACGCUGGAGGUCUCCAGGUCAGAAUAGGCACUGUGUGCGCUCUCCAAUCGGGCGGAGCAUUUGGACUCAGCAGCGUUCGCCCACCCCAAAUUCAGCUGCCCCGCUCUGCUCUACGCAUUUUCCCACUUCAUUUCUUCUUGCUGUUUCACGGCGCUUCUUCUCCCUUCCCCACUUCCACUGUAGAGAAUAUCUUAGCUCAGCGCUCCAGCUCACUGAGCUGAGCUUGCCCAGCUCUCCACCGAGGGCCUUAUCUCCCCAUCUCACUUCCGGGGAGCUCCCUGACUUAAUAGCUUAAGGACCUCACGGUCCAUCAAAGGCAUGAGUCUGGAGGCCCCUACCAUAGAUUCGCCCCAAAGGGGAUUUACGGACCCUGGCACCAUGAACUAUGGGGACGAGCUGACCCCUGAAGCUCUGAGUGUGCCUAGCGGCUUUGAUGACCUGAUCACCACCACCGCCUCUCAGGUGCUGCAAGCCAUGUGCAGUGCCGCAUCUGCGAUUGGUCGAGCUGGCCGAGAUAGCGUGCUCUCCAUGAUGGAUAAGCUGCCAGACCACGUGUCAAACAUGGGUGACCUGGACGACCUGUCGGGUCCUCUAACUUCAGAAAUAGUGUCCCAGGACGAGCAGGUACAGUUCUGGCUAGUGAUAGGAUACACCAUAGUGGUCUUUGCUGCUAUCCUAGGCAACUGGGUCUUAAACCGUGUAAUUAUGAAAUACAAGAGGGUGCACACAGCCAGCGGCCUCUUCGUUGUCAACAUUUCUGUGACCAACAUGAUGCUCGCUCUUCUCAGUUCCCCUUUCACUCUGGUGCGCUAUCUUUGUAAUUCCUUGGUGUUUGGGAAGAUGACAUGCCACCUCAGUUGCUUUGCACAGUACUCUUGUGCCUAUGUAACUGUGAUGACUAUGGUUGCUAUUUCCUUGGACCGACGUCGGGUGAUGCUAUAUCCCCUGAAGUCCCAUAUUACUCUGAUGCAAGGCAAUGUUUGCAUCAUUAUCAUAUGGAUCGUGAGCACCUGUGCUGCUUUGCCACAUGCCAUUUAUCAGAAGCUUUACCAAGUGAAGAUUGGAAACAUUACUAAAGAAAUGGCCUGCCUCCCAAGUUACCCAUAUACUUCAAAAUCCACAUGGAAAUACCUUGACCUGAGCACCUUUUUGCUCUUCUUCAUCUUGCCAUUGAUGGUACUGGUGGUUGUCUAUGGUCAUGUGGCCAAGAAGCUGUGGUUCCAUAAUGCUGUUGAUGACAUCAACAUCCACACUUACAUCUGCCAACGUGGGAAAAAGAAGCAGACGCUGAAGAUGCUGAUGACAGUGGUGUUUGUCUACACAGUCAGCUGGCUCCCCCUCAACCUCUACCUACUGUUGCUAUCCAGUGAGUCCAUAUCAAGCCAUAAUGGCCUCUACUUUUUCUUCCACUGGCUGGCAAUUAGCAGCUCCUGCUACAACCCCUACAUUUACUGCUGGCUCAGCGAUAGCUUCCGAAUUGAAGUUCAGAAGGUCAUCAUGGAAGUCCAAAAGAUGCUGCUAGAUGGAAUCAGCCGCCUGAGAGGGGAGCACCACCAACUAAUCUCUGUCUCACCGACCUACCGUCCUGCCUGGGUGGAUCUUAACCCUGGUGUACCUAAAUUCCCCAGAUUCAAAGAUUUUGAUGAGCUACCUAGUCCUCCUCCCUCCCCAGCAGUAGAAAUCUCUUUUCUUUACCCUUCAGUGCCUAGAGUUUAAGCUGCCCAGACCGUGAUCAUUAUCUAUCCUCAAAAUACCUGACAUAGGAUGGGGCUAAAAUAACUAGAAUUCAUUAAUUUCUCAUGGGGCAGGGGCUGGUACUUGAGUGGUAGGAGCCCUGUGAACAACCAUGUCUCACUUGCUGUUUCAUUUUUUCCCUGUCUUCUUUCAUAUUCCCCUUUCCUACUGUUUCUUGCAACACCAGUACACUGAGGAUAUUAGAUGUUCAGGUGGAUCAGAGGUGUUUCUCUACUGCUGAAAGGAAAAUUUCACUCUGACUUGAGGCUUCCUAAACUGCAUCUAUUUCUGUUCACCAAUGCCCCUUUCCAUUCUUGUGUACCACCAUGCCAUAGUUCUUGUUCUCUGAUUACUGACAUUUCUAGCAAAAUGCUAGGAGAGAGAGUGUAGUUUUUGAAAUUCUUUCAGAAGCUAUGGGAAUACAAAGCACCUUGUAAGUGGAAGUUGUUUCAAGUAUAUUCUAUAAUGAAGUGAGAAUGAGAAAUCUUACAGAUGUAGAGGAAAACACAAGGCAGCUAAAUGGUUUAACCCAGAUCACUGGGGUUAUUUUCCCAGGUUGUUGUGCAAUAAUUUGAUGACUGCUUCUUUCCAAAUUAGCACUACAAAAAAACUUCUGUUUCUGACUCCUUGUUUCAUAUAAAUAUAUGCUAUUUAAUUUUUCCAUUUUGUUGAGAAAAGAGAAAAUACAAUGUGUUCAUUGUUUUUUAAAUUAUUCUUAUAUUUUUAGCCUAUAAGUUUUUCAACUGAGCAAGAGAGAUGAGAAGGAAGUAAUAUCAUGUCCUUCUCUUGCCACUACUUUUAUUCAGGGGCAAUAUUAUUAAGGUUGUGGUGUGACAGGAUGAUUCCAUGAUGAGAAUGGAAUUUCUUGUCCUUCUCAUUUUUCUCUCCUGCUCUUUUUCAUGACAUUCCUCACUACCCUUGACAGUUGUUCUUUAUCUCCUACUGCCCCCUCUCUUUCCUUCUUCCCCUCCUUUGUGUUUCCCCUCUCAGUCUCCUGUUCUCUUCUUCUGAUCUCCCUCUCCUUAUGCUCUCUCCUUCCUCUCCCUCUAAAUACCUCAUCACCUGCCUUCCCAUCUUCCAUCUUCUACUCUCCUUUGCUCUUCUCAUAUCUUAUUUUCUGUUUUCCUUCCCACUUACACUCACUCUCUUCUAUCUUCAUUCCUCUUCCUUUUCCCUAUCUCUCCUCCUAGCUUCUCUCCAAUUUGCUUCUCCUUGUCUCUUCUUCUUCCUCUUCCUUCUCCCUCUUUCUCAUUCUGCCUGUUUCUUUUUAAGUUUCAUACUCUCUGUGUCUAUUGAGUAGGAGUGUCACCACAAAGUGAUCCCCAAUAAUAUAGCCCAAUUCCCUUUGGAGGAAUUAUACCCAGAUCAGAUCUGUUUCUUUUCCAGCCAUUCAUGUUUUCUCAAACUCUUCCUAUUCUAUGAUAUUUUAGCUAUUGUUUAUUUCUCUUCCUGCCCCAUUCUCCAUAACAACACCCUAAAGAAAAAAAUAAUUUCUAGAAACUGUAAAAGAAUUAAAAAAAAUAACAACAGACUUCUAUUAUUACCAGAUAAUCCUGGAGAUUGUUAAUAGUCCCAGGUCUGGCUGAGUGGCUUUAGACUUUUGCUUCUGCAUUUGCUGUAAACUUUGCAGUUACUUUGCCACAUUAUUGACUUUAACAAUUUUGAAAUAGAGUUGUCAUUGGCUUAGA
Heterocephalus glaber (naked mole-rat) is the source of this 3553-nucleotide messenger RNA. RefSeq names its product G protein-coupled receptor 83. Gene Ontology annotation, cellular component: plasma membrane. Gene Ontology annotation, molecular function: G protein-coupled receptor activity. The record is from RefSeq and is a predicted model, not a curated record. NCBI's taxonomy places the organism in Eukaryota, Metazoa, Chordata, Mammalia, Rodentia, Bathyergidae. Gene Ontology annotation, biological process: G protein-coupled receptor signaling pathway.